AAAUGUCAUAAAUUAUCCCAUUUUGCCAGUUCAUUUUUUGGUCGCAUAAAUUGUAAAUUGUCUAUGCUUUACAAUGGCGAAUAACAGUUCGUGUCUAGAAUUUUGUAAAUUUUUAACAGAAAAAGAUGAUUGGACAUUAUUUGGAGCAUCUUUUGCUACAUUCGAAACAUUUGUUGCCAUCUUAACUGUGAUUGGAAACCUCAUUGUUUUAACUGCUUUCUUACGUGAAAAAAGUUUGAGACGGGAAAUUAAUUUUUAUAUAAUUUCGCUUUCAUUUGGUGACUUGUGUGUUGGACUUGUAUCGAUUCCGUUGUAUUUGUAUAAAAUAGACCCACCAGACGCAACAGAAACAUGUCAUAUUAAGUUUUGUUUAUUUAAAAUGGCUGUUCUCAUGACAUUGUCGAAUGUUUCAAUGUUCAACUUAGUUCUGAUAUCAAUUAAGCGUUUAAAAGUCUUAUCAGUACAACGCCCAAGUGUUCAGCAGGAAUCAACCAAGAAAAUCUUUAUUCAAAUUUUAUGUGCCUGGAUGUUUUCAACUGCGAUAGGAACAGCACCGCUCUAUUUAAAUAACAAUAAUCCUGACAAAUGUCAAUUACGAAAUAUUUUAAAAAUGGAAUUUAUCAUUUUCAGAUUUGUCAUUGCUACCAUUGUGCCUGUAGUAAUCAUGGGAUAUGUUUAUUUUAAUAUAGGCAGGGUUAUAAUGAAGCAAGCAGAAAAUAAACUAAAAUGCUUAAAGUCUUUGAAUCCUUCAGAGCCAAAAAGUAAUGGAACUAUGGACAAGGAGAUUAGAGCAACAAUUAGUAUUGCUAUUAUUGUCAUAGUCUUUUGCUUGACAUGGGUUCCAUCACAAAUCUUAUACGUCGUGUCCAUUUACUACUCAGGCUGCAUUCCGCCUUUUGUUGUACACAUAGUUAUGUCCUUAUUGCUGCUCAAUUCGGCAAUCAAUCCAAUAAUUUAUGCUUUUCGAAUGAGGGACAUAAGGAAGGCAAUUUAUAGGCUAUUCGGAAUUGAUAGAAGUUCAGGAGAUGAAUCAAGUUAUCCUGGAUCAAAUAAUGUCAUACAGUGAUGAUUUAUUACUUUUAACAGUUGUCUCAAAGUUUCAUAACGUUCAUUUGAAAUUUAAAUUGUAUUUAUUUAUAACAUAGUUGUUUUCCCUUUUCCCCCUUUUCCCCACAAAAUCCGAACAAUAAUCAUCGUUUAUUACAAUAAAAUCGUUUGGUAUGAUUUAAUUAAAUUACAAUUAAUGGGUCUCCUCGAUUUGAGUAGAUUCGAUUUGAAUGGAAAUAUUUUUACCCACCAAAAAGGGGGGGGGGGGGGGGAGUUUGAAAAAUUGUAACACAAAAUGUA
This is a messenger RNA of Chironomus riparius, 1347 nucleotides long. The record is from the annotation of a GenBank genome assembly. NCBI's taxonomy places the organism in Eukaryota, Metazoa, Arthropoda, Insecta, Diptera, Chironomidae.